Hymenoscyphus albidus is the source of this 3622-nucleotide messenger RNA. NCBI's taxonomy places the organism in Eukaryota, Fungi, Ascomycota, Leotiomycetes, Helotiales, Helotiaceae. The record is from the annotation of a GenBank genome assembly.
CCGAGCUUUGCGAUCGAAGCUGCAGCGCAAUCAUUCAAGAAGUUCUCGUCGUUCUGGGACCGACUCUUCUACCCAUCCCACGACCUCGUUCUGCGACCUACCGCCAACAUGGUCAAGAAAGCAGUGUAUGUUUUUUUCCUUUCCUGCUCUUGUGAAUUGCGAAUAGAUGCUAAGUGAAGACUUGCAGAGAUUCGCGCAUCCCCUCGCUCAUUCGCAAUGGCGUCCAAGAGAAGAAAAGAAGUUUUAUUGUCGUGGUAGGAGACCGGUCUAAGGAUGUUAUUGUACAUCUACAUUAUAUCAUGUCUAGUAUGGACAUGAAACAGAACAAAUCGGUCUUGUGGGCAUACAAGAACAAGCUUCUGAACUUCACGAGGCAAGAUAUACUUUUACUUUCGAGGAAUAGAAAUAGUUACUUAUAUUCCCUUUUGCAGUCACCGAAAAAAGCGCGAGAACAAAAUCAAGAAGGAAAUCAAGCGCGGGGUUCGAGAGGCCAAUACUGAAGAUCCAUUCGAACUUUUCGUUUCCCUGCACGACAUUCGAUAUGUUUACUACAAAGAGACCGAGAAGAUUCUUGGAAACACAUACGGAAUGUGCAUUUUACAGGAUUUCGAAGCCAUUACACCAAAUCUGCUAGCCAGAACCAUUGAGACGGUAGAGGGUGGAGGACUAGUUGUGCUGUUGUUGAAGGGAAUGAACAGUUUAAAGCAACUCUACACAUUAUCCAUGGAUAUCCAUUCGAGAUACCGAACCGAGGCGCACGAUGAUAUUACCGCACGAUUCAAUGAACGAUUCAUAUUAUCUUUGGGCAAAUGCGAAUCUUGUCUGGUGAUCGACGACGAACUGAAUGUAUUACCGAUUUCUGGUGGCAAAAAUGUAACAGCUCUUCAUCCUCCGGAUGUCAACGAAGCGAAAACCGAGGCGCAGAAGGAACUGGGCGAGAUGAAGGAGGCUUUACAGGAUACGCAACCAGUUGGAUCAUUGGUAACAUUAGCGAAAACGGUGGACCAAGCGAAAGCGCUUUUGACAUUCGUGGAUGCCAUUGCCGAGAAAACAUUAAAGAGUACGGUUACAUUGACCGCUGCUCGUGGCCGUGGAAAGUCUGCAGCUUUAGGUGUGGCAGUUGCUGCAGCGGUAGCCCAUGGAUACAGCAAUAUUUUCAUCACAUCUCCAAGUCCUGAAAAUUUAAAGACUCUUUUCGAGUUCAUCUUUAAAGGAUUUGAUGCUCUGAAUUACAUGGACCACGUUGAUUACUCGAUUAUCCAGUCUACGAAUCCAGAUUUCAACAAAGCCAUUGUGAGAGUAAAUAUCCAUCGUCAACAUCGUCAAACCAUUCAAUAUAUCCGUCCUCAAGAUGCCCACGUCUUAGGCCAAGCCGAGCUUCUCGUUAUUGAUGAAGCUGCCGCAAUUCCCUUACCGCUCGUUCGAAAACUGAUGGGCCCAUACCUUGUCUUUAUGGCAUCGACGAUUAACGGUUAUGAGGGUACUGGGCGCUCCUUAUCACUUAAGCUGAUAAAGCAGCUUCGACAACAAUCAAGAGGUGGGUCUAAGCCUGAAGGUGCGGAGGUCGCUGAUAGAGCUACUGGCAAGGCGUCAAAGACUGCCGAUACCAGCUUUUCUGGAGGUCGUACACUGCGUGAAAUCACCCUUGCAGAGCCCAUUCGUUAUGCAAAGGGCGAUUUGGUAGAGAAAUGGCUCAAUACUGUUCUGUGUCUUGAUGCCACUUUACCACGAUCAAAACUCAACACUCUUCAGGGUUGCCCUGAUCUAACUCAAUGCCAAUUGCUCCAAGUCAAUCGGGAUACGCUCUUUUCUUUCCAUGAUGUUUCAGAAAAGUUUUUGCAGCAGAUGAUCGCGCUUUAUGUCGCAAGUCACUACAAGAAUUCGCCUGAUGAUUUGCAAUUAAUGAGUGACGCCCCAGCACAUCAACUUUUCGUCCUUGUACCACCAAUUUCUGAAGACAGCAAACACUUGCCAGAGCCAUUGUGUGUUAUUCAGGUGGCUUUGGAAGGUCAGAUCAGUAAAGAGAGUGUAUUGAAUAGUUUGAGUAGAGGUAAAAGAGCAGCCGGUGAUCUUAUCCCCUGGAUUGUCAGCCAGCAGUUUCAAGAUGAAGAUUUUGCUGGACUUUCUGGUGCCCGUGUUGUACGAAUAGCUACAAACCCGGAUUACACUCAGAUGGGAUACGGAAGCAAAGCACUCGAACUUCUCAACGAUUUCUACGAAGGGAAAUUUGCCAAUCUCUCAGAAGAAAUCACCGAGGAAUUGGAGCCAACCAUCACCCGAGUUACGGAUGCAGAGUUGACCAAUGCCUCUCUUCUCGAUGACGAUAUCAAGGUUCGUGAUAUUCGCAAAAUGCCACCUCUCUUUUCGAAACUUUCAGAACGGCGACCCGUUCCCCUGGAUUACGUGGGAGUCAGCUAUGGACUUACACAGCCCCUUCACAAAUUUUGGAAACGGGCAUCUUUCGCGCCUGUCUACCUUCGCCAAACUUCCAAUGAGUUGACUGGCGAACAUACUUGUGUGAUGAUUCGUCCCCUAUCUAACUCAUCCGAUCCUUCCUGGCUUGGUGCAUUUACUCGAGAUUUCCACACUCGCUUCCUCAGUCUUCUAUCCUACAACUUUCGCACAUUCCCCUCGGUUAUGGCUCUCUCCUUGGAUGAAUCCUCCAAAAAUGGCUCAAAACUCGAUACCUCAUAUAUCGCAACCCCUCUCACGACAAGCGAGCUCAAUGCCCUACUCUCUCCAUUUGAUCUCAAACGUCUCGAAUCUUACGCAAAUAACAUGCUCGACUAUCACGUAAUCUUAGAUCUUGUCCCAAAACUCUCGGUCCUUUAUUUCACCUCCCGUCUUUCUCCUGCGAUCAAGCUCACUGGUAUUCAACAAGCCAUCCUCCUCGCCGUCGGUCUUCAACAUAAAGAUCUUUCCGAUGUGGAAGCCGAACUUGCCCUUCCUUCUUCACAGUUACUCGCUAUGUUCAUCAAAAUUAUGCGAAAGAUGAGCUCGCAUUUUCGAUCACUUGUGGAUCAAGCGGCUGAGGCUGAAUUACCUAAGCGAGAGAACUUGGGUGUGAGUCGCGAAGAUGCGGAUGGUGGUCAAGAUGACGAGAUCGUGGAUGAUCGAUUCGUACCGCUGGAAACCAACCUAGAAGACGAAUUGGAAGAGGGAGGCGACGAAGCAAUGAAAGAGUUAAAGGAAAAGCAAAGACAACUUAUCGAUGCCCUUCCUUUAUCACAGUAAGAUAUUCCCCCCAAUCCCAACCAACAUCUACAACCUUAAAAUCAUCCCAACUAACACCCCAAUCAGAUACGAAAUCGAAGAAUCAGCACCAGGAUGGGCCGAGGCAGAACGUCAGAUCAAGUCCGCGAGGGGGAACACGGUGGUUAGUGUUCGGAGUGGGAAGGAGAAGAAGCGGAAGGUUGGGGAGAGCGCGGUGGAGAUUUAUAAUGAGGAAUUUGGAGAUAAGAGGGAGGGGAAGAAGGCGAGGAAGGAAGGGAACGAUGGGAAGAAGAGGAAGUGAGUGGUUCAUAUUGAUAGAAGGAGUUUUCGGUGUUUAUGGGGGGAAAAUGUUGUACUGUAUAUAUUGCCUUAUAAUUCUGUGAUGAUUAUUGUAUGUGAGAAAUUUGAG